Molecule: messenger RNA, 2932 nt
Organism: Ectocarpus siliculosus
Lineage: Eukaryota; Phaeophyceae; Ectocarpales; Ectocarpaceae
Source: the annotation of a GenBank genome assembly
CACUCUGCACUUGCUUCUGUCUGUGCUUCUUUGCACUAGCACAGCUUGUAGUGGGGGGAGAGAAAAGGAAAAUACCAAGAAGAGCGGGAUAGAAUACAGGCGACAACGGAAUUAUCUCAAGCAUGGCCACCCGAGCAAGCAGCAUGUUGAGGCUGCAGGCGAUCACGACGCGUGCAAAGACGCCGACGCGAGCGGUAAACUUCAACCAAGCGCCUCCUACGUCGCGCUCGCUCGUGACAAGGUCGAAGACCAGCCUUCGCAUCAAGCAAGACACCGUCAGCCCGCUUUACCGGUUUGGUGGAGUUCAUGGUUCUGGCUCUGGGCAAAAGACAUGGCGCAACAAACCACUAUUUCGACGGGAGGGGGACCAGCAAUUCAGGACCGGCGCUGAGGCGACCGAGAUGCUUCUCCAAGAAGCUCUCCGCAAAGAUCCUCACUCAACAGACUUUUUGGAGUCUCUGCAAGACCUACUUCCAGCCCUGGCUCCCGUCUUUGACCGGGCUCCUAAGUACGCUUGGAUCGCCAAGCAGCUUCUGGAGCCGGAGCGCGCCAUUCAGUUCCGUGUGGCCUGGCUAGACGAUAACGGGAACUCCCGAAUGAACCGUGGGUUCAGGGUCCAAUAUUCCAGCGCGCUUGGGCCAUACGAAGGUGGACUACACUUUGUCGGGGGUAUGAGCAGCGAUGGUUGCAAGGCGCUCGGGAUGGAAACUGUCUUUGCUAACGCCCUCACCGGAAGCAACUUGGGGGCCGCGGCAGGCGGAGCCGACUUCAACCCCCACAACAAGAGUGAAGCAGAAAUUCAGAGGUUUUGCCAAAGCUACAUGACCGAAAUGACCAAGUACAUCGGACCAGACUUGGACGUGCCAUCAAUGGGUUAUGGAGUCGGGCUUCCCGAGGUCGGGUACUUGUACGGUCAGUACAAGCGAAUCAACGAUCACGUGGCCCAGCGUGGGAGGGGAGUGCUCUGGGGAGGUGCAAUGCCCUAUCCCGAGGCGACCGGGUACGGUGUGGUGGAAUUUGCUAGGUGCAUGCUGGAAGACAAGGGUGACUCGCUCAAGGGCAAAAGAUGCCUAAUUACGGGCUCAGGAAAGGUGGCGGUUCAUGUUGCAGAGAAGCUGCUGCAGCUUGGUGCCAUUCCGCUCACGUUCUCGGACUCAAGUGGACACAUCUACGAACCAGAGGGUAUCGACUCGGCGAAGCUCCGCACCAUUGUCAAGAUCAAGUCCGAGAGAGGAGCGCGGGUGGGGAGAUACAUUAUCGCAUCGACGACCGCGCAGUAUACCGAGCCGGCGAACAUUUUCGACAUCCCUUGUGACUUGGCCUUCGCAUGCUCUCACCGGAACGAGGUCGACGAGACAGCAGCAACACUGCUGGCUGACACCGGGUGCUCUGCUGUAAUCGAGGGAGCCUCAGCCCCGUGCACUAAGGCGGCCAAGGCAGUGUUCCGCAAGCGUGGGCUCUUGUUUGCACCUCACGUGGCUACACUGGCCGGGAGCGGCAUAGUCAGCGGGCUAGCCCUUGCCACCAACCCCGUGGGAGCCAAGGAAAACAUUCACGACAGGGUUGAAGAAAAAAUGAAAGAUAUUUUCGCUGAUGUCAAGGCAACAGCUACCGAAUUCAACGCUCGAGGGGACUAUGGAGCAGGUGCUACCAUCAGCGGUUUCAUGAAAGUUGCCGACGUCAUGUUGGCCCACGGGGCAGUCUAGGCACGUUUUGCGAGACAGCCAUGUACCGCGACUAGCCGAGCGCUGGAGUUGCCUUCUUUGUCCCAGAGGCCUGAAACUUGAGUUUUGUUGGGUGCCCCAGAAUUUCCUGUAGAUGCGUGACCGAAACACUCAACUUUCGAGGGUCUACGGUAAAGAGAUAGGUGCACUGGGCACAUAGCACCGUUCAACGCCGAGGUGGUAAUGUGAAUUUUUAUUUAGGAGGAAAGGAAAUAGCGAUCCAGAAGUAAACAACAAGCGGUCAUUGGGUGUGCUCAAAAGCGCCGCACACACCCUCCUAGGAAUAGGACACGUCCGUCCCCGAACAGAAUGCUGGGUUGUGUUGAAAGGUGUUCACUUCCCGUUGAGAUGCCCAGUUUGUGAGCUGUUGUCAAAGACAUCAAAAACACGUUGAAGCGCAGCGCUGAGUCAUACGAUAAGGAGUGUUGAUCACAUAGGUGUACUGUCGAGAAAUCUUGCACACAAAGGGGGUGCGCAAAAUUUGUUCGUGAACCAACAAGGAAGUUCACGGACGGAUCUUGUAUAAUAGUUCACGGAUGAUCAUCAGUGAUUUUGUCUAAUAGAGAGAGAAAUCGUUUCGAGCUUGAUAUACUGGUGCUGCUGUGCCCGGUGUUGAGAGUCGCCUACUCUUUGUCUGGCUACAUUUCUCGGUUAUCACAAGUUCGUUUUCCAGGUGAACGCGCGCACAAUAAGCGCCCACUUAGGGAUUGGUUUGUUGAAUUUUCCGCUUUCAGAGGAGCGUAUAAUGUCUCCACAGGGUUUUCCCCCCGUCUGACAAAGUGAAAGUAAGGAGACCUCUCAUUUGUUUUAGGAGUUUUUUUUUGGGGGUUCUUUCAAUAUUAUCGAGUUUGUGGUGGUUUUUCUGGGUCAUUACGCUAUUUGAUUUUUCGACGUGUGUUGGCCUGUGACCACCAAGGAAGGCGUCCGCGUCAGUUGGACCACCUCUCUCUGUUCUCUGGGUGGUCUAUUUGUAGCAAAACCGUCCGUUAACAUGUAUCUCUCCGUUGCUGCUGUGAUGUGAAGGUCCUACCUUCCAUUCUUGUUGAUGUGUCGAAAGGUUUCUCCGGAGGUACUGUUGUUGCGACAGGUAGAUAUACAUCCCAGACGCGCUCAUUGCAUAUCGUCAGAUUCGAAAUAUGACGUCUGGUAUGCUUUGUCAAAGUCGUGGUGUCAGGAAAGUCUAUUAAUACAGCACCAAGUCGCGAGUG